GUGGUCGUGGGUCGCACCACGGCCAAUAACUGCCGUAAACCACUUUCCUUUCUACUGCUAGUAUUCUGGUGUUCCAACAUGUUCCUACUCGUGCCCCUCCUAGCACUCAUUGGCACUGAUGCCAUCCACGGCAAAGUCAUCAACUCUUUGAUAGGUCCUUACAUUACAUACGGCGAACGCUUUUACACGUGUGAGCCAGUCAACCCCACGCUUCCCUGGAAAUGGUAUAUACGUCAUUCUCACUUCAACCCACGUAAACCAAAAGAGCUUCAACGCCUUACGGGCAAUGUGACGGGUUCAACUUAUAGUUAUGAUGACAGCUGCUGGGGCAAAGCAGUUGUGGAUGUUCGGUCAAACAACCAAUGGAAGGAAAACGCCUUUGUCUUUGACUUUAAAAACAACCCAUGUCGAGCUUUCAGAGAAAAUAUGCCUGGAAUUUUCAAUUUCCUUUAUAAGCAGGGAGGAGUUGAAGGCACGUGCAAAUUCAAACCUGAGAUUUACCUGUUGAAUGACACACCAAUGGACUGGACCUUUCCAAAUAUUCCAGUUUUGCCUUAUGGACACUAUAGGGUCAGAGUCUCGGCUGGCAAAGCUGAAAUUGUAUUCUGCUGCUUGGCGGCAGAUGUUCGGGUUAUUCCGAAACUCGAGUAGCUCUACAAUGAUUGCGGCUAUUAUAUUGCAGUGCCCAUUACAAGCCUUGCCGUGGAAUCCAAAUAUGUAAUGAAAAAUUGACAGAACAACUUGGUAUUCUGUCGUACGAACAGACGAUCGAACGGCGAGCCGCCAUGAAAUAAAAUUU
Frankliniella occidentalis (western flower thrips) is the source of this 799-nucleotide messenger RNA. RefSeq lists its product as uncharacterized. Bases 79 to 651 code for a protein of 190 amino acids. The record is from RefSeq and is a predicted model, not a curated record. The transcript has 4 exons. NCBI's taxonomy places the organism in Eukaryota, Metazoa, Arthropoda, Insecta, Thysanoptera, Thripidae.